AUGACAGCGGGAACAGUUGUCAUCACUGGUGGAAUUCUAGCAACUGUGAUCUUGCUCUGCAUCAUUGCUGUCCUAUGCUACUGUAGGCUCCAGUACUACUGCUGUAAGAAAGAUGACUCUGAUGACGACGAGGAAGAGGAAGAAGGACACGAUCACUCUGCUCCAACAAGAUUUUCCACCUGCAAUUCCUGCAACUCCCAAGUCCUGGAUGGACAGGGUGACCUGGCACCCCUCCCCAGUGAGCCCUCCGACCAGCAUCGAGGUGCUCAGAGCCACUGCCCCAGUUGUGCCCCCUACAGCUCCCCCUUUUAUAUUCGGACAGCUGACAUGGUCCCCAAUGGUGGGGAGAGGCUCACCUAUACUCCCACUUGCUACAAGGAGUUGGGGCCCCCACCCCUCAAUAUGUCAUCGCUCCAGAGUUUCCCGGUGACCCGACCAGGCCUUGGACGUGAGGCCUUUACCAAUCCAAGGGCUAUUAGUACAGAAGUAUAA
Molecule: messenger RNA, 492 nt
Organism: Gracilinanus agilis (Agile Gracile Mouse Opossum)
Lineage: Eukaryota; Metazoa; Chordata; Mammalia; Didelphimorphia; Didelphidae
Gene: FAM163A
Product: family with sequence similarity 163 member A
Exons: 2
Coding region: 1-492 (163 amino acids)
Source: RefSeq, a predicted model, not a curated record